Messenger RNA from Solea solea (common sole), 5113 nucleotides. RefSeq names its product sushi, nidogen and EGF-like domains 1 (gene sned1). Gene Ontology annotation, molecular function: Notch binding; calcium ion binding. The coding region runs from base 411 to 4493 and encodes 1360 amino acids. Gene Ontology annotation, biological process: Notch signaling pathway; cell-matrix adhesion. The transcript has 31 exons. The record is from RefSeq and is a predicted model, not a curated record. Lineage: Eukaryota; Metazoa; Chordata; Actinopteri; Pleuronectiformes; Soleidae.
GAAAAAAAAAAAAAAAAAAAAAAAAAAUCUCAGCUGAAUCACGCUGCUCCCCCCUUCUUUCAUUUCUUCCCUCGUUUCAUUUCAGUGAGACGGAGUGUAGCUCAUGCAGUGCCCAGCAGCAAGCAGAAUGCAAGGAAUCUGCAGUAUUCCUCUGUCUCACAGCAGAAGCCCAGUUCACUACUGAAGGACAAGUGAGAGGAGAGAGAGGCAGAGUCAGGGAGCAGUCAGGGGAGGAUUCACACCGCUGUGGUUUGAGAGGAGGAAGCGUACAGUCUUGUCCUGCUCUGCUCUGCUCUGCUCUUGGUGCCUCAGGUGUGUGUGCGUGUGUGUGUGUGUGUGUGUGUGUGUGCGCUCCUCCCUCCCUCCUCUGUGGUGCCUGCUGUCAGCUCCAUCCCUGGGUGGCUGAGGCCAUGGUGUUGGUGCUGCGAGCCCUGCUGCCCUGCCUCUGCACCCUGCUCUCCCUGGACCUGCUGCCUGGGGUGGACCCCGCUGUGCCCCUGGAGGACUUCUACCCCUUUGGCCAGGACAAGGGGGACACCCAGACCAUGGCUCAGGAUGACGGAGGCUCCGGGCUGGUGCAGAUCACUGUUGCGUUCCCCUUCUUUGGAGACAAGCACACAGGACUCUACGUCAACAACAACGGCCUUGUAUCUUUCCUGAGGGAGGUGUCUCAAUUCACACCAGUAGCUUUUCCAAUCGCUGGGGACAGGAGGGUGGUGGCGCCGUUCUGGGCUGAUGUGGACAACCGUCGGGCGGGGAGAGUUUUCUACAGAGAGAGCCAGGAGCCUUCCAUGCUGAGCAGGGCCUCAGCAGAUGUCAAGACUUACUUUCCAGACUUCCCCAGAUUCAACGCAACAUGGGCCCUCAUCUCCACGUGGCACCAGGUUACGUUCUUUGGAGGCAACUCCAACACACCGGUCAAUACUUUCCAAGUGGUGCUCAUUACGGAUGGAGAGCUUUCCUUCACUAUAUUCCAGUACAAUAAUAUCACAUGGACCACAGGCAUGCAUGCCAGCAGUGGUGGAAACCUGGCGGGACUAGGAGGCAUCGCAGCGCAGGCAGGUUUCAACGCUGGUGACGGCGAGCGUUACUUCAACAUCCCCGGCUCUCGCACGGCUGACGUGGCCAACGUGGAGGGAACCACCAACGUGGGCUUCCCAGGCAGAUGGGUGUUCCGCAUAGACGAUGCACAUGUAGAAGUGGGUGGCUGCAAUAACUCUGCAUUAGUGUGUCCGCACCUGCGACCCUGUCUGAACGGAGGCCAGUGCAUCGACGACUGUAUUAAAGGAAACCCCUCCUUCACUUGCUCCUGCUUGGCCGGCUUCACCGGACGAAGAUGUCAGAUCGAUGUGAAUGAAUGUGCCUCACAUCCUUGCCAGAACGGAGGAACUUGUCAAGACCAGAUUAACAGUUUCAUCUGUCAGUGUCUUCCUGGAUACACCGGGAGUCUGUGUGAAGCAGACGUUGACGAGUGCAAAAACAGGCCGUGCCUCAACAACGGGUCGUGUGUACAAGGUGCUGGCAGUUUCACCUGUGUGUGUGAAGCGGGUUACACUGGCGUGCUGUGUGAGACAGACAUAAACGAAUGUGAGUCGCAGCCUUGUCUGAAUGGAGGAGAAUGCAUGGACGGAGUGGCCAACUUUACCUGUGUUUGUCCGGAUGCCUUCACUGGACUCCUCUGCGAGACAGAACUGGUGGAGCUUCAAGUGAAUUCAACUGAUGCAGAAAACCAAACAGAGGAAUGUCUUUGUCAGAAUGGCGGCGUCUGUGCGAACAUCAGCGGAGAGUGUGAAUGCCCUUCAGGCUACACAGGACCCUACUGUCAGUUUGGUGGGUAUAAUACAGAAGUAACCCAGACGCCGUGCAGCCACACCAGGCUGUGUCCUGAUGGUGGUCCUUGUAUGGAGUACGGAGGAACCUACCUGUGUACAUGUCAGACCAGCGGAGCAGAUCUGGAUCAUAAAGACUUUUACCCCUAUGUACAGCCCCGAUCGGUCUGCGACUCGUCUCCAUGUCUGAAUGGAGGCUACUGCUACGAGCGGGAUGGAGGCUACACCUGCGAGUGCAAACACGGAUACUGGGGGAAGCACUGUGAGAAAGUUAGACUCAAUACCUGCGCCUCCGGUCCCUGCCGCAAUGGAGGCUCCUGCAAGGAGGAGGCGGGGAGCUACAAAUGCGUGUGUCCGUACAGGUUCACUGGGAAACACUGUGAAGUGGGAAAACCAGACCCCUGUGCGUCCAGCCCCUGCCUCAAUGGUGGAACAUGUUUCCAUUACAUAGGAAAAUAUAAAUGUGAAUGCACUGAUGACUUCUGGGGCAGACACUGUGAAAUACGCAGAUCGUCACAAACAGCGACAGAGCUGAGCUGUGGGCUGCCCCCACAAGUGAAUCACGCCGAGGUCCAGUUCAUCUCAACUAUACCAGGCUCCGUGGCUGUGUACGUCUGCCACUCAGGCUUCAUAUCUGUGCCCCGAGCCACACACAGCAUCUGUGGUAUCCAGGGAGACUGGAGUCAGCCACCUAUUUGUGAGGAGAUCGACGAGUGUCGGUCACAGCCUUGUCUUAAUGACGGCACGUGUCAAAACCAGGUCGGCUCCUACCAGUGUGUGUGUAGUCAGGGCUUCAGUGGAAAUCGCUGUCAAACAGACAUCGAUGAAUGCCUGUCAGAACCCUGUGAACACGGGGGAUCAUGUGAAAACCAGCCUGGUUCCUACUCGUGCCUCUGUCCACAAGGCUUCAAAGGCCAGAACUGUGAAUUAGAGCAGGACCUGUGUGACUCCAGCCCCUGUCUGAAUGGAGGCGCGUGUCGAGGUUACAGACGACAUUAUGCAUGCGUGUGCAAAGCUGGGUUUUUUGGGGACCAGUGCCAGAUGUUGGAAGACCCGUGUGUACUGCAGCCUUGUGGAAACAGGGGCGUCUGCAGGACCGACAGGAGAGGAAACUACAACUGUGUUUGCAAAACAGGAUACACGGGCAAAGACUGUGAGAAAGACCUGUUGCCUCCCUCUGGUCUCCAUGUGCUGCGUGUGGAGGAGAACGAGGUGGAGCUGCGCUGGGAUGAGCCGGAGCCUUCACAAAGCCUCAUCAGCGGCUUCGCCGUCACCUACGCUCCGCUGCGAGGAGGAAACCCCAGAACUGACUACCUGGACAGGCAUCAGUCCACUCACGUGAUGCGAGGCCUGGUGCCCGGCCUGCUGUACAACAUCUCCACCUUCUCCGUCAAACGCAGCACCAACAGGAAAGACUCCAGCCGACCUGCCACCGCACUAAUACGAACCAGACCUCGGCGGGUGGAGGAGCUGCAGGUGGUCAACGCGUCGUCCUCUCAGGUUUGGCUGAGUUGGCUGGUGCAGGCGGCUCGUCACGCCGCCGUCAGCAGGGUGCACGUGUCGCUGCUGCCUUCAGACGGCAGUGAAGCUCGCACUGCGGUGCUCAACACCAGCACCACAGAGUACAGCUUCAGCUCACUACUUCCUGGUCAGAUGUACACAGUGGACGUGUUGACUCAGAGUGGAGUCAGACCAGAUGAGUUUCCCUCCACCAGUCACUCAGCUGGACCUCUGCAAUUCUGGACAAGGCCUCUCCCCCCACAGAACCUCUCCCUGUCACAUGUCACCACUAACUCAGCACUGAUCACCUGGAGCCGCCACCCGAGAAACGUCCCAGAUGGCUUUGUGGUCAACGUGACCCGAGGGUUGAAUACCAGGAGUCGCUUCCUGCCCAAUGGGAAGUUAGGAUCAUAUACCAUCCGUGAACUGACGCCGGGACAGAACUACUAUGUGGUUCUCACGUCCGUCAAAAACACAGGGCAGGAGCAGAUGCACAGCAUACCUCAGCAAUUAGCCUUCGCUACCUUACCAUUGGAGGGCAGAUCGCAGAGGAGAGACAGGCCGUCAGCGACCGGACAGGGAACUCAGGUCCGACACACACCUCCACCGUCUCAGCCUCAGGACCUGGGAGGCACAGCAGAAACAGAAAACUCAGAGGAAAUUCCCAGAUACACAGAACUCAUUGACAGGAGGGGAAGGAUAACAGCGAAGUUCACUCACUUACCCCGAAAAGCUGUCCGACAUCGGAACAAGCCCGAUCAGCCAAUUAGAUUAGAGAAGAUGGAGGAAACGACAAACAAAAUCAGCCUCGCACUGGAGAUUCAAGAGGAAGGUUUAAGGACGAAGCAGCCUGAGUUGCCCCAGGACUGCCGCAGUCUGCCGUGUCAGAACGGGGGUUCAUGUGUGAACGAAGGUGACGCCUACGUCUGCAACUGCACCGUGGGGUUCAAGGGCAGACAGUGUGAACUGUCGUGCCAGCGAGUAUCACACCCAUGUACCCGAAUCUACUCUGAAACCAAGAGCAUACCUGUCUGGGAGGAUGGAGUGUGCCACUACCUGUACAAAAGAACAUAUAAAGUGCAGCAGGACGUCUGUUACCGAGAGGUCUGUGAACCAGUGCUUCCCAAGAAAAGUCAGACCAGAAGAACGCACAGACAACAAUAAAGAGCACUUGGAUACUGAUGAAUGGAUCAUCAUCACUGUCAUGUGAAAAACCUCCUUACUUCAAUUUUGGUGUUUAUAAUCUACUUGAACUGAUUAUGGUCAAUUUUUUGUGUGUGCUGAAAAUCCCACGUCAGAGCCCACUGUAACAUUUGAGACACGAAGGCUGCGUUUGUCGCCCCAACGCUCCAUGAAGACGCUUCAGUCGAUCAAAUGAAUAUGGCCAUUUCUCAUUUCUCAUUUCUCGUGUUUCAUUAUUACUGCAGUGCAUCAGAGACCUAACAUACCUCAUUUCUAUGUCCAUGCUGACACAUUUUGAGGUUUUUCUUUUUUUUCUUUUAUUUGUGAUUUAGCUGCAGGUUUGUCCCUCAGGGAAGUCACUGUAAAGUGUUUUUAGUCCCAGCCCCGGGAUUUCCUCAUAAACAAGAUGAAAAAUGUAUUUGUUUUCCCAACACACCCCCAGGAAUUCAUCUCCUUCUCUGACAAAGGUUUUGCAGUAUUUUCUGUGUAUAAAUAUCUUUUUUAUCUGUUCCUUAGCUGGCGUCAGUGCUAGCUGCUCUGUAAAUAGUGUUUAUAGGCCAUUUUGUAGGUGAAUAUUUUAAUAAUAAAAAUGUUAAAAUGUU